Dryobates pubescens (Downy woodpecker) is the source of this 1255-nucleotide messenger RNA. It is a transcript of the gene PCBP2, whose product is annotated as poly(rC) binding protein 2. The record is from RefSeq and is a predicted model, not a curated record. Gene Ontology annotation, biological process: positive regulation of transcription by RNA polymerase II. Lineage: Eukaryota; Metazoa; Chordata; Aves; Piciformes; Picidae. Gene Ontology annotation, cellular component: cytoplasm; nucleoplasm; nucleus. Gene Ontology annotation, molecular function: mRNA binding; single-stranded DNA binding. Bases 65 to 1144 code for a protein of 359 amino acids. The transcript has 14 exons.
GCUCCCCCAGCCACCAAAGAGCCCAGGAGGUGCUGCUGCAGCUUGAGCCUGCCCACAGCUCAAGAUGGACACCGGUGUCAUUGAGGGGGGGCUAAAUGUCACACUCACCAUCAGGCUACUCAUGCAUGGGAAGGAGGUGGGGAGCAUCAUCGGGAAGAAAGGAGAAUCCGUGAAGAAGAUGCGGGAGGAGAGCGGAGCUCGCAUCAACAUCUCGGAGGGGAACUGCCCCGAGCGGAUCAUCACCCUGGCUGGCCCCACCAAUGCCAUCUUCAAAGCCUUUGCAAUGAUCAUUGACAAACUGGAAGAGGACAUCAGCAGCUCCAUGACCAACAGCACCGCCGCCAGCAGGCCCCCGGUCACCCUGCGGCUUGUGGUGCCCGCCAGCCAGUGCGGCUCCCUGAUCGGCAAAGGAGGCUGCAAGAUCAAGGAGAUCCGAGAGAGCACGGGGGCCCAGGUGCAGGUGGCAGGGGACAUGCUGCCCAACUCCACCGAGCGAGCCAUCACCAUCGCCGGCAUCCCCCAGUCCAUCAUCGAGUGUGUCAAACAGAUCUGCGUCGUCAUGCUUGAGUCCCCCCCGAAGGGCGUCACCAUCCCGUACCGACCCAAACCAUCCAGCUCCCCUGUCAUCUUUGCAGGCGGUCAGGACAGGUACAACACCGGCAGUGCGAGCUACCCCCACACCGCCCCAUCCAUGUGCCUCAACUCUGACUUGGAGGGACCACCUCAGGAGGCCUAUACCAUUCAAGGACAGUAUGCCAUUCCACAGCCAGAUCUGACCAAGCUGCACCAGUUGGCAAUGCAACAGUCACACUUCCCAAUCACCCAUGGUAACACUGGAUUCAGUGGCCUUGACUCCAGCUCUCCAGAGGUGAAAAGCUAUUGGGGUUUGGAUGCCUCUGCUCAAACCACCUCCCAUGAACUCACCAUUCCAAAUGAUCUGAUUGGCUGCAUCAUCGGGCGCCAGGGCGCCAAGAUCAACGAGAUCCGCCAGAUGUCCGGGGCGCAGAUCAAGAUCGCCAACCCGGUGGAGGGCUCCACCGACAGGCAGGUCACCAUCACCGGCUCGGCAGCCAGCAUCAGCUUGGCCCAGUAUCUAAUCAAUGUCAGGCUCUCCUCGGAGACCGGGGGCAUGGGAAGCAGCUAGGGGGCCCCCGGCGCGGACCCUCGGCCUUCACCACCUCCUCACCAUCCAUCUGGGGGUAGUCCCUUAGCAGCCAGCCCCAGGUUUCAACUAGCUCUGGACAUUUGAUUUAUU